AUGAGUGCUCAGCAACAGCAGCAGCAGCAGGGCCAGCAGGUAGACGUCACCUCGUUGUCGCCUUCGGAGCUGCUGGAGGUCCGGCAACAGCUCAACCAGGAGCUCGAACAUCUGACGGCUUCCUACGGCCAGCUACGCUCCGUUCAAUCGCGCUUCAAGGCCUGUGUCGAAGCCCUCAAGUCCUUCACUCCAUCUCGCGCUUCGAAUCCCACCCUCAUCCCACUCACAGCCUCCCUCUACGUCCCUGGCAAGCUCAAGAACAUCGAGAAUGUCAUAGUCGAUGUGGGAACAGGAUACUAUGUCGAAAAGAGCACAGCAGAUGCGAGGAAGAUGUACGAGGAGAAGAUCAAGUACGUGGGGGAGAAUCUGGAGAAACUUCAGGGAACAAUAGAGAAGAAGCAGGAUAAUCUGAGGGUAGUGGGGGACGUAUUGCAGAUGAAAACCGCUCAGUCUUCGCAGGGCAGGAGGGCUCAGGAAGCUUAGCCUCCCGGGCCGAGGGGAAGUGCGAGACAGCCAACUAGUGCAGAGUCAAGGUCACAUACAUGUCACAGUACAAACUAUCCCUACAGUUCCAGAUAAUGGCGUGCGCAGAUUGCGUAGGCUCUCUUGGUGUUCGAGCGCUGUUGUCUUCUGAAGGACGAGAAAGGGCCUCGCAGAAGCUAGUGGACCACCGGGCGUUCAGCAUGAGAUACUGACCGACCAACACUUGACAUUCAAGCAAGCUGUGAUGUACCAGCGAUGUCCGGCAUUUGCGGUGCAGCAGCCAGCAGAGUCUCUGUUUCCUUUAGCCCGCACGAAGGCAUCACUGGGGGAGGCAAGAGAGGGCGUGCUUUCCAAGUGCUGCGCCAGCCACACUCAUGCUGCAGGCCACGUUGCUGAUAGAGCAUUAAGCUCAGGCGACAUUUCUGCGCUUGGAUGAAGCAAUUGCCGUCGUUCUCGUUGUCAUCCAUCCCGGCGGUUGCCAU
This is a messenger RNA of Microstroma glucosiphilum, 965 nucleotides long. Its product is annotated as putative prefoldin subunit 5. Bases 1 to 483 code for a protein of 160 amino acids. NCBI's taxonomy places the organism in Eukaryota, Fungi, Basidiomycota, Exobasidiomycetes, Microstromatales, Microstromataceae. Gene Ontology annotation, cellular component: prefoldin complex; cytoplasm. Gene Ontology annotation, biological process: regulation of DNA-templated transcription; protein folding. The record is from RefSeq and is a predicted model, not a curated record. The transcript is spliced from 3 exons.